Molecule: messenger RNA, 543 nt
Organism: Rotaria sordida
Lineage: Eukaryota; Metazoa; Rotifera; Eurotatoria; Philodinida; Philodinidae
Source: the annotation of a GenBank genome assembly
AUGUUCUACUAUGUAGUUUUUGCUACUGUUGCUAUUCUUACAACUGUUUUAAAUGGUAAACCAACAACAUCAUUGAAAAAUGAACCAGAACGUUGUUGUAUACCAACACAAUUUAAUUCACAAUUAAUUGGAAUGAAAGGUGUAUCAUUUUCGGUACCCGAUCAACAGAAAUCAAAUAUAUGGAUUAUUGAAAAUAUGAAUGAUGGACAAAUUUAUGCCAUAGAUGAAGAUGCGAAAAAAUGUUAUAAAUCAACAAUGCCAAUUAAACCAAUUCAUUGUAUACCAGAUACAGCAACUUAUGUACAUUCAUUUACAUAUGGAUAUGGUGACAAAAAAAUUAUUGGCGAUACAUGGCGUAUACAAAAUGACGAAGCAGUUGAUUAUGUAACAGUUAGUCGUGAUGGUCGUUGUAUUCUAUUGACCGACUCUACUUUCUUUCAAAACCCUGCUCUUGUAGACGCAAUGACAACAACAGAUUUUGUACCACAAAUUGAUGAUCCAAGUAUAUUUGAUAUACCACCGGAAUGUAAAAAUGCCAUUUAG